AAGACGGGAACAGAGGAGGAGAGGGAGGCUGCAGAUAGAGCAGAGAAUACAAAGAGCAUGUGAGUGAGUGAGUGUGUGUGUGUGUCUGCGUGUGUGUGUUACCAGCCAGCCAAUGUGUGUACGCAUGCAUGUGUGUGUGUGUGUGACAUACAGAGGUGUGUGUGUGUGUGUGUGUUUAGAAGCGAGGAGGAAACCUGAUCUCUCUCCUUCUCUCUCUGUGGAAUAACGCUCUCCGUUAGCUCCCGUCGUUACUGCUGUGAGAUUGUAGCCUAGCCCGGCCCAGUAUUGGCCCAGUACUGGCCCAGUGUUGGCCCAGUUCGGACCUGCUGGGGGUGGUGGUGGUGAUGGAGCGGUUCCUGGCACUGCUGCGCCUGCUGGGCAGGAGGAGGCGAGGGAGGAGGUACCGGGCGGAUGACGAUUACCAGGAAGGCUACGAAGACGUUUACUACUACACCAGCAAGUACAACACACACCUACUGAAUGAGGGGCCGUACACCAAACACUCUGCCGGGUCGAGACCUCCAGAUGGAGCGCUGGCCAUCAGGAGACAGAGUAUACCAGAAGAGUUUCGGGGCUGCUCGGUGGUGGAGCUGAUGAAGAAGGAGGGGACGACGCUCGGGCUGACGGUCUCAGGCGGCAUCGACAAAGAUGGGAAGCCCCGGGUUUCAAACCUGCGACAGGGAGGCAUCGCCGCCAGGAGCGACCAGCUGAACGUGGGCGACUACAUCCGAGCCGUUAACGGCAUCAACCUGGCCAAGUUCAGACACGAUGAGAUCAUCAGUCUGCUGAAGAACGUCGGGGAGCGGGUCGUCCUGGAGGUCGAGUACGAACUGCCGCCUGUCUCAGUGCAGGGCUCAGGCGUCAUGUUUAAGAACGUUGAAGUCACGCUUCACAAAGAAGGAAACAGCUUCGGCUUCGUCAUCAGAGGUGGAACCCAUGAAGACAGGAACAAGUCACGCCCGAUCGUCAUAACAACCAUCAGGCCAGGCGGUCCAGCCGACAGGGAAGGAACCGUGAAGCCGGGUGACCGGUUGCUAAGUAUCGACGGGAUUCGUCUCCAUGGCAGCACACUAGCUGAGGCCAUGAGCAUCCUGAAGCAGUGCGGGCAGGAAGCCACGCUGCUGCUCGAGUACGACGUCUCGGUGAUGGACUCUGUCGCCACGGCGUCAGGGCCGCUGCUGGUAGAGGUUGCCAAGGCGACAGGCUCCAGUCUGGGCGUGGCUCUAUCCACCUCAAUGUUCUGCAGCAAGCAGGUCAUCAUCAUCGACAAGGUCAAACCCGCCAGCAUAGCAGACAGGUGUGGGGCUCUUCACGCAGGAGAUCACAUUCUGUCUGUUGACGGGAAGUCGAUGGAGUUUUGUUCUCUGGCUGAAGCCACUCAGCUGCUCUCUGCCUCCUGUCAGACCGUCCGCAUGGAGAUCCUGCCACAACACCAGGCCCGACCGGCCCUGAACGCACCACAGCACGUCAAGGUGCAGCGUAGUCCCCGCCCCCUCCCCUGGGAGACUGGAGGCUCCGCCCCUAUCCUCCCCCCCUACCACUACAACACGUACCACCCCGACCAAUCAGCUGCCAGGUCGCACAACCGCCAUACAAACAACCCCCCUCUCAGCCACUCGUUCUCUCCCGGCUCCAUGUCGGCCUACAGUCUCUCGUCCCUCAACAUGAGCACUCUGCCCAGGAACAUGUAUCCCACGAGUCCACGGGGCACGCUGAUGAGGAGGAAGGCCAAGAAGAAGGACUUCAAGAGUUCCUUGUCGCUGGCGUCCAGCACCGUGGGUCUCGCCGGUCAGGUCGUUCACACGGAAACCACGGAGGUGACGUUGCUAGGCGAUGGCAUCAUGGGCUUUGGCCUGCAGCUGCAGGGCGGAGUCUUCGCCACGGAAACGCUCUCUUCACCGCCGCUCAUCGCUUACAUCGACCCCGACAGCCCAGCUGAGAGGUGUGGUAUCCUGCAGAUCGGCGACAGGAUUUUGUCCAUAAAUGGAGUUCCUACUGAAGACUCGACUCUGGAAGAAACCAAUCAGCUGCUCAGAGACUCGUCCAUCACGGCUCAGCUCACACUGGAGAUCGAGUUCGACGUGGCAGAGUCGGUGAUUCCCAGUUCAGGAACGUUUCACGUGAAGCUCCCGAAGAAACCCGGAGUGGAGCUGGGAAUCACCAUCAGCUCUCCGUCCAACAGGAAACCAGGUGAUCCUCUGAUCAUCUCUGACAUCAAGAAAGGCAGCGUCGCACACAGGACGGGGACGUUGGAGCUCGGAGACAAGCUGCUCGCCAUCGAUAACAUCCGCGUGGAGAACUGCUCGAUGGAGGAAGCCGUUCAGAUCCUGCAGCAGUGUGAGGAGCUCGUCAAGCUGAAGAUACGAAAAGACGAAGACAACUCAGAUGAACAGGAAGUGUCCGGCAGCAUCAUCUACACGGUGGAGCUGCAGAGGUACGGAGGCCCGCUGGGAAUCACCAUCUCAGGCACAGAGGAGCCCUUCGACCCCAUCAUCAUCUCCUCACUGAGCAAAGGAGGGCUGGCUGAGAGGACCGGUGCGAUCCAUGUAGGCGAUCGUAUCCUGGCGAUCAACAGCAGCAGUCUGAAGGGGAAACCUCUGAGCGAAGCCAUCAGCCUGCUGCAACAGGCCGGAGAGACGGUCACACUGAAGAUCAAGAAGCAGGGAGAGCUGUCGAGCCCAAAGUCCUGUGUGAUUGGUCCAGGCCUGGGGGCGGGGCUUGUCCACGAGCACCAGGACGGGGUGGACGAGCCCGUUGUCAUGGUCGCGCCUCUGUCAAGCCAGCGAGCAUUCAGCACGCUGCCGUCUGUCGACAGCGCCGUGGAGUCCUGGGACGGAUCCAACAUGGACAGCAGCUUCACCACCCCCGCUCCACCAUUUCAGUCGUCUCCGUACACUUUCCACGAGUGGCGCAACGCCAAGACAACCAACAGCCAAUCAUCUUCCUCCACCCGCCAGAGAGCCAAUCCUCUGUCAGAUCUGGGCCUGAGUGACGAUGACUGGGACCGCCCACCGCUUGGAGGAGCCUGUAAUCUGCCCAGCGGUCUAAUCACUGACAGCAGGUUCACUGUGGGUCAUGAUGGGACAGAACCAGACCAGGAGGAGAACUUCUGGUCUCAGGCUCUGGAGGAUCUGGAGACCUGUGGGCAGAGCGGCAUCCUCAGAGAGCUGGAGGAGUCUGGACAGGAAACGCACCUCCUCACUCUGGCAACCAUCAUGUCAGGCUCCACUCUCAGUCUGAACCAUGACCCCACCCCCCUACGCAGCACACUGGGACGCCAGGCAAGCUUCCAGGAACGCAGUAACUCCAAACCACAGGUGACCCCUCGGUCCAACACCUUGCCCUCUGACCCGCAGCGUCGAGCCUUUGCCAUGAGGAAGAUGAGGCAGGAAGUCAAUGAGAUCCUAAAUCAGAACCCUGUGGAACUCCACAAGCUGACUCUCGAGAAGGCCUCAGAUCUGGAAGAUUUUGGUUUCAGUGUGUCUGAUGGUAUGUUGGACCGUGGCGUCUACGUCAACAACAUCCGACCGGGAGGCCCAGCAGAGCGGGGCGGCCUCCAAGCCUAUGACCGGAUACUACAGAUUAACCACGUGCGCACCAGGGACUUUGACUGCUGCCUCGUUGUUCCACUGAUCGCCGAGUCUCCAAACCACCUCGAGCUUGUUAUCAGCCGAAACCCCACCUCCUCCACCACCCUGCUGGCCAAUCACACUGACGGUACAACCAACAGCAGCCACUCCCCUCAGCAAAUCGGUAGUGAGCUGGGACCAUCGGAGCUCUCCACUGGCCAGGGAGAGGAUGGUGGUCCAAUCAAGUGGAGCCAACCAGGAGAAGGGUUGGGGGCGGGGCUUGGGAUGGGUCAGGUGAAUAAUAAUUCCUUAUAGCAGACAAAAAGUGGAUAAAACUGGAUUAAACCGGUUCUAAUCAAACUGGACUGGAGAGGUCAACAAGGAGAACAAUACAGCAAAGUUGAAUUAAACUGGUUUAGACCCGUCCGAACUGGUUCAGAGUGGACGCCCCAUGGUGCUACAAACACCCUCUGGAUGAACUUUGACCACUAAAGUUUGACCUUUGAACUGCUGAAGCAGCCUGAAAGCACACUGAUGGACCGGAGUAACUCUUCACCUUUUCACUUGAACCAGUUCUGCAUACUGGUCCUACUGGUGUCACUGGAACCAGAACUAUAACUACUGAUCCUACUGGAACCACAGCCAGAUCUACUGGUUUAUUGGGCUGGGAAUUAAUGGGUACUGGUUCAACUUGCCCAGAGCCAUGGCUACUGAUUCUAUUGAAGCUAGAGCCACAGUCAGUGGUUUUACUGGUUUAAGAUUAAUGGUUACUGGUUCUACAAGCCUAGAAUUGCUGAAGCCAGAGCCACUGGUCUUACUGGUAAAAGACAUAGGUUCUGGUCUAAGUGGUUAGAGAAUCAAGGCUACUGAUUCCCCUGAAACCAGAGCCAUAGCUAGUGAUCUUACUGGUCCAAGACACAUGGGCUCUGGUCUUAGUGGUUACAGAGCCAUGGUCCCAAUGAAGCCACAGCUAAUGGUCUUACUGGUUUAAGACAUGUGGGUUCUUGUCUUAGUGGUGACAGAACCAUGGGUACUGGUCCAACUGAAGCUUGAGCCACAGCCACCAGUCCAACACAUGGUUCUUGUUCAUAGUUGUAAUGGUCAUAGAAUUGUGGGUACUAAGACAGAACCUUCACCAGUGAUUCUGCGAGUCCAGAACUGAGGCUCCAGGUCCAUCUGGUGUUACGAGAAUCACAACCAUGGCUUUUGGUUGUACUGGCCAAGGACCUCAGCAGCACAAAGACUGAUGGGACUCCAGAAUCUAGAACCUGCUGAUGGACAAACAGUCCAAUGUCUAGUAAACUAGGGAUGCUCCGAUCAGCCUGUAGAGGGUCGAUGUCUUUGUCCAAACUGAUACUGAUCACUGACUGGUUUCUGUUCUUAAACACUGAAUUAUGUCAAAGUCUUAACCUUGAUAUUCCUCACGUUAUGGUUAGAAGUACCUUUAUUGGUACAGAGGGUUGGGUCAGGCAGAAGAUUAAUUAAAGAUUAGACGUGGAUGGUGUUUGGUAAGGAUUUGGUGUAGUUCAGGUGAGGAUAAGAAUUUAUAGAAUCCAUAAAAUCACAAAUAGAUGUAGCUGCUUGAGUUUAAUUCUGACAUGUGAGGUACUCCUCAGAUGUACAAAAAAAUGAAAUCCUCCAUAAAAUAACCCAAAAAUCCCAAUUAGCUUGUAGCAUGCUAUCAGACUAGCACCAUUGUGCAUUUUUGAGUCAACAUGGCAAAAAGUCUUUAAAUUGCUUAGAAAAAGUGAGAACUUGGAAUUUAUUCCAUGACAACUGGGCAAACUAAGUUUAAUCACAAAAAAAAAACAGCUACUAAAUGGACGUUGUAAAAUUGUUUUCGAAACAUAAUUUUAGGCUGGAUUCCUGUUAAAAAAACAUGUUCAUAUAUCUCAAACUAAAGGUUGUUUUUUAUGGCGCUAGUAUCCACCUUAUUCCUAGCCCCAAUAAUACCAAUGCGUGAAUCAUGGGCACAACUUCUUGAGUUGAGUGGAACUGGCUUUUUCCAGUGGUAACGAUAAGCUAAUGGUACGCUAAUCCUCUUUCCUGACAUGAUAACGUGAUCAUAUCUCUGUUAUCUCAAAGCAGUCAUUGUUUUCUUUUUUAACCAAACAUGUUAGCGAUUGGCUUGCCUUGCUACGUUAACAUGUUUCAUAUAACAGAACCGGAGCUAGCAUACAGUAACAUCUACUUCAAUAACAGAUGCGGUGAACAUUUAACAUAAUUCAAUAUUAACUUUAGCUCCACGUAAAUGUAUAUAUAAUACAUGUAUAUAAUGUAUAACAUGAUGUUUAACAGCCAACGCUCCACUCCUCUGCCUUAACGACAUAGUUGACACAUUUUUAUAGCUGCUGAUUUAUUAAAUCAGAGUUCUACUGAGAGAAAUAUAACAUCGAAUUUAGCAGCAGACUGUCGUUCUAGGUGUCAUUCUUUCCCGCAAAUUCUAAUUUAAUACUUCUCCGCUCUCGAAACUCUUUUGGUUUUAUUCUUGUGUCAUUCCAAUCGUGUGCUAUGUGUUAGAGAAGGGUGUGCAUGAAUAUACGGGACAAAUCACGUGCCAUAUUGAUUCAUUAAAAGGACCGUGCCUUUUAUUUUUUUGAUGCAGUGUAACUGGUAUUUUAUGGGACUGGUGUCAAACUAUUCCUCUCCGUAGGCUGGCGAUGGAAACUGUGACGGCCGUUAACACACUGCUGUUGAAACCACAAAUUUAGCUCAGUCUGGGUACAAGGACAUUUUAGCAUAAUGUUUGACGUUAGCAGCAUUUGCUAAACUGAAGGUGAACAUGAUUGGCGCUGAGGCUAACCAUAGGGUCAAUGUGACGAACUACCUUACUCACAGGAAGUUGCACCCAUUAUCAUUUCUACAGUAGCGCCCUCAAGAAUGAGGUUAAUAUACACAUUUGAAAGGAUACCCAGCCCUAACGUUGGAGAACAGGCAGCCAUGUUGGAUUCAGUUUUAAGACAUAGAUCAAGUCAAUGAUUAUCAGCUGAUACUGAUCGGAGCAUCCCUAAUGACAUGUACAGACAGACAGAGGGUUUACUGUCAAGAUUUUAGUUCUGUGCCAUGAACGAGCUGCAUACUGGAAGAGUGAUAAUAAUCAUAUUGACAAUGAUGAUGAUGAUGAUGAUGAUGAUGAUGAUGAUGACACUGAGCAGUUCAAUAAGAAUCUUUUUCUACUGUUUACACCUGUUGGACUGGCCACACUGUGUGUAUGUAUGUGUGUGUGUCUGUGUGUGUGUUUGUAUGUUAUGUGUGCGUGUUAAACACAAGGCCAGUUGAGCCCCUCCCCCUCCCCUUCCCCCUCCCCCAUUCUUCCCUCAACCAAUAGGCCGCCAGGACGACAACAGACGGCAGCUCUGAGAGAUUCAGCUGAUUGGCUGGAACCAAUCAGAAAACAAAAUCUUCCCUGCCCGUCUGUGAUUGGUUCUCUUUGACACACAAGUCGACCAAUCAGCUACCAGGAAGAAGCCAAGCAUGCCCCCACCCGACUUCCU
This is a messenger RNA of Epinephelus fuscoguttatus (brown-marbled grouper), 7063 nucleotides long. RefSeq names its product glutamate receptor interacting protein 1 (gene grip1). The record is from RefSeq and is a predicted model, not a curated record. Bases 345 to 3884 code for a protein of 1179 amino acids. Lineage: Eukaryota; Metazoa; Chordata; Actinopteri; Perciformes; Serranidae. The transcript has 27 exons. Gene Ontology annotation, biological process: neurotransmitter receptor transport, endosome to postsynaptic membrane. Gene Ontology annotation, molecular function: nuclear glucocorticoid receptor binding.